Molecule: messenger RNA, 1731 nt
Organism: Lepisosteus oculatus (spotted gar)
Lineage: Eukaryota; Metazoa; Chordata; Actinopteri; Semionotiformes; Lepisosteidae
Source: RefSeq, a predicted model, not a curated record
GCGGCCGGGAAACAGGUGGACGAGUCCGGGACCAGGACAGACGAAUAUGGAGCCAAAGACUAUCGCUCACAGAUGAAUUUAAAAACGGACCACCCCUCUCGCCCCAUUUGGGUGGCUCCAGAUGGACAUAUCUUCCUGGAGGCUUUCUCUCCAGUGUACAAGUAUGCCCAGGACUUUCUGGUGGCUAUUGCUGAGCCAGUGUGCCGGCCCACUCACGUUCAUGAGUACAAGCUGACCGCCUACUCUCUGUACGCUGCCGUGAGUGUGGGCCUGCAGACGACAGACAUCAUUGAGUACCUGCAGAAGCUCAGCAAGACCUCGGUCCCUGAUGGCAUCAUUCAGUUCAUCAAGCUCUGCACAGUGAGCUAUGGCAAAGUCAAACUGGUGCUGAAACACAACAGGUACUUUGUAGAAAGCGCUUUCCCCGAGGUCAUACAGAAGCUACUCCAGGAUGAAGUGAUCCGGGAGUGCAGGCUGAGGACGGCCGAGGGCGAAGACCCGGCACUCAUCACUGAGGUGAUCUCCAGCAAAUCUGCGAUCUCAAAGUCUGCUCAGGAUAACGGGGCUCCAUCCACCUCCCAAGGUCCAGAGCAGAGUUGCACUGGCCCUGAGGUCCCCGAGGACAUAUUCAGCUACUAUGAGCAGAUGGACAAAGAGGAGGAAGAAGAGGAGGAGACGCAGACCGUGUCCUUUGAGAUCAGGCAGGAGAUGAUCGAGGAGCUCCAGAAGCGCUGUAUCCAGUUGGAGUAUCCCCUCCUGGCAGAGUACGACUUCCGAAACGACACCGUCAACCCCGACAUCAACAUCGAUCUCAAGCCCACGGCUGUGCUGCGGCCCUACCAGGAGAAGAGCCUGAGAAAAAUGUUUGGGAACGGUCGUGCCCGCUCGGGGGUGAUCGUCCUCCCUUGUGGGGCAGGCAAGUCCCUGGUGGGGGUGACGGCGGCUUGCACGGUGAGGAAGCGCUGCCUGGUCCUGGGCAACUCCUCCGUGUCGGUGGAGCAGUGGAAGGCCCAGUUCAAGAUGUGGUCUACCAUCGAUGACAGCCAGAUCUGUCGCUUCACCUCGGACGCCAAGGACAAGCCCAUCGGCUGCUCCGUGGCAAUCAGCACCUACUCCAUGCUGGGGCACACCACCAAACGCUCCUGGGAGGCCGAGCGGGUCAUGGAAUGGAUGAGGAGCCAGGAGUGGGGGCUUAUUAUUCUGGACGAGGUGCACACCAUACCAGCCAGAAUGUUCAGACGGGUGCUGACGAUUGUACAGGCUCACUGCAAGCUGGGGCUCACUGCCACCUUGGUCAGAGAGGACGAUAAGAUUGUUGACCUUAACUUCCUCAUUGGGCCCAAGCUGUACGAGGCCAACUGGAUGGAGCUGCAGAAUAACGGUUACAUUGCCAAGGUUCAGUGUGCAGAGGUGUGGUGCCCCAUGUCUCCGGAGUUUUACCGCGAGUACGUGGCAAUCAAGACUAAGAAGCGCAUCCUGCUGUACACCAUGAACCCCAAUAAGUUCCGCGCCUGCCAGUUCCUCAUCCGCUUCCACGAGCGCCGCAACGACAAGAUCAUCGUCUUCGCCGACAACGUCUUCGCUCUCAAAGAGUACGCCAUCCGCCUGAACAAACCCUAUAUUUAUGGACCCACAUCACAAGGAGAGAGGAUGCAAAUUCUGCAGAACUUUAAGCACAACCCAAAGAUCAACACAAUCUUCAUAUCCAAAGUAAGGAAUCUCAUCUUUUGA